GCCAUGUUGGGAACAUUAGAAGGGAACCAACACUACAACCAGCAAGACGGGAACAUCUAGGUUCGGCAGCGGCGUGUCUUAACACCUUACACCACCACCAUGGCUGACCCGGAAAAACAGCCCGAACAACCAAAGGCUGGCCAGCAGAAGCUGAUCAUCGCUAACAAAGUGACCGGGACUGUAAAGUGGUUCAACGUGAAGAGCGGGUACGGAUUCAUCAACAGGAACGACACCAAGGAGGAUGUAUUUGUUCAUCAAUCAGCCAUCGUAAAGAACAAUCCAAGGAAGGCUGUGCGCAGUGUCGGUGACGGCGAGGUGGUCGAAUUUGACGUAGUAAUAGGUGAGAAGGGUCAUGAAGCGGCCAACGUUACCGGUCCAUCCGGGGAAGCAGUAAAAGGUUCGCCUUAUGCUGCCGAUAAGCGACGCGGAUAUCGCGGAGGUCACUGGUACAUCAGUCAAAGACGUGGGAACACUCGAACUCAACGUAGACCUCGGGAAGGUCAGGACGGUUACGAAACCGGCGAGGGUAAGACCGGAGACGAAACGAACACCGGCGAGGGAGGCGGACAGCAGCGACGUUACAGAGUUCGACGACAAUACGACGGCUACUAUCGUGGCUCGCGCCGUUCUGGUCCGUCGGCGCAACAACAAGGGGACAACUCCGGCGAAGGUGGCGAGCAAGGUGGCGAGAUCGGCGACGGAAGUGUACCACGCGGCGGUGGCCGCGGACGCGGAGGACCAUCUCGCCGUUACUUCCGCCGUAAUUUCCGCGGAGGAAGAGGUGGCGGACCUCCGCGUCGUCCUCGUAGCCAGGACGGCCAAGUAAAAUCGGAGCAGAAGUCGGAUGCACCUAAAGAUAAGGAUGCACCUGCCGCUGUCCCUGCUCCACAGGAAAGCCAGCCGGUCCAGAACACCACCACUGAAAGCACCGCUUAACCAAGAGUAAUGGUACCACUACAACAAAAACACUCCUUUUAAUAUAUAACACCAACACCCGUUAUACAACACCGAAGCAACAGCAACGGCAACAACAGCAACAGCAACCGCAGCAGCAACAAUAUAACAUAACAAAUGAAAAAUGUUAAAAAAAAAACAAAAAAAAAAAAAAAAAAAAAAAAAGCGAAACAAAAAAAAUGCAAGAAGUGAAAAGAAAUUGCGAAACACCGCUCCACACUCUCCCCGGCAGACGAAGAAGAUCAAGAAGCGUGUGUCCAGUCCACGGCUGCCGGAAUUAGUUGGUAGAAUACGCUGGAUGGAAAAGCCUCGUCGCGAAGGAGAAAGAGACACGACCGUGAAUCGGCUACGAGCGAACAAACCCUCGAGUUAGACUUAUCGCCGUGCACCAUCACUGUUUUGUACAUUAUAUUUCUCUGUGAGAAGUAACAAAUUUCCGAUUUUGCAUAAAAAUCUCAAAUCAGUUGUGUUGGAAUUGAAGCGAUAUUUCGGGACGGAAAACGCAUGAUCGAAAGAGAGAGAGAGAGAGAGAAAGAGAGUAAGUGUGUGUGUGUGUGUGUGUGUGUGAGAGAGAGAAAGAGAGAGAGAGAGCGCCAGGAUGUGAGUUAGGUAGCACUUGUCUUUCGCGAACAUUAGAAUUAAACGGAACGGCGGUAAGUCGCGUACUUGGAAGUAUUUUUCGUUCGACGACGGUGAAGAAAAUGGAGAAGGAAUUAUUCGCGAUUGCGACGCAACGAAUUUUCGGUGUGCGCCAAGCUUCUACAGCUUGAAAAACAA
Frieseomelitta varia is the source of this 1731-nucleotide messenger RNA. It is a transcript of the gene yps, whose product is annotated as Y-box-binding protein 1. Gene Ontology annotation, molecular function: nucleic acid binding. NCBI's taxonomy places the organism in Eukaryota, Metazoa, Arthropoda, Insecta, Hymenoptera, Apidae. The record is from RefSeq and is a predicted model, not a curated record. Gene Ontology annotation, biological process: regulation of gene expression. The transcript has 8 exons. Bases 100 to 936 code for a protein of 278 amino acids. Gene Ontology annotation, cellular component: nucleus.